This is a messenger RNA of Chiroxiphia lanceolata (lance-tailed manakin), 1067 nucleotides long. RefSeq lists its product as uncharacterized. The record is from RefSeq and is a predicted model, not a curated record. The coding region runs from base 1 to 1011 and encodes 336 amino acids. Lineage: Eukaryota; Metazoa; Chordata; Aves; Passeriformes; Pipridae. The transcript has 5 exons.
AUGUCGGUCGGUCCCCAGGGACGGAAGCGACGCCGGACGGGCGGUGCUGAGAGACGGGAACAGAAGCUGACGGCAACCAAAGACUGCAAACGAAGUCCGACCAUUUGCGAGGCCUCAGCUCUACCCUCAGGCGCAACAUCCUUCUCCCGGCGACCGGCGGCUCCGGCGGUCCCGCGGCUCCGGCGGUCCCUCAGCUCCGCCCAUCCUUCGGCUCCGUCCCGCCCUCAGCUCCGUCCCGCCCUCAGCUCCGCCCGUCCCUCGGCUCUGCCCGUUCCGCUGCGACUCCGGUCCCGCUACCUGCCUCGGCUCCUGCCUCUUCGCUUGGUUACGGCGACGCUUCUCUCUCUGAGGACUGACCGACAUGGCGGCGGCCACCACAGCCUUCUCCUUCGCCUCCUCCUCCGCCUUGCUGCGCCGGGGCUGGGUGCCGCUGAGGCGGUGGCGAUCCCUCACUCGCAGCGCCAGCAGUUCCCCUCGCAGCACCGACAGAUACGCGGCGGUGAUCGGGGAGUUUUCCUCCGCGCUCCUUCCUUUUCUUCCUCCUCCUCCUCCUCCUCCUGCUGCUCCUGCUGCUCCCGCUCCUCGAUCCCCUCACGCUGUGGCGGGCAGCGCGCGCCGCGCUCGGUGGGCGAAAAGGGCGCGAAACGCCUGAGGGGGCAGCGGGCUCGGCUCCCCUCGGGGUUUCCUCAGCAGAUUUCAAGCGCCUGUACUAAAAGCGUUGUCUUUGCUCUGGGUUUUCAGACGUGGAAAGCUAAAGAAAAGAAAUUGCAUGGACAUAGGAAGGGGAGGUGUCUGUCAGAGCAGGGUUAUGCCCCAUCCCAGGCACAAGGAAAAACUGCCAGGCAAGGACAGAUGGCUCCUGCCCCGGAUUUCAUUCUGGGGCCUGAAGGGGCGUUUUGUUCCGGGCGAACCGUGGAAAGCCGGCAUUUCUGGCAGAGACACAAAGGAUUAAAGAAACAGAGAAGCAGAUUCUGCACCACACUGACAGAAGAGCUCAUCUGUGUCUCUUAAAGAUUGCUGUAAUUAAAAGUAACACUUCUUCUCUCAAAUAACAUAACACUUCUUGA